CGUCAUGUGAUGUUCGGCCAUUACCAAGAGACGUACGUGUUCCAGUAGAGAGAAACGAUGAAAUUUGGUUGGAAAUAUCAGCAUGCUUUCAAAAAUCUUUUCUUUUAAUACUCGAAAAACUGGGGAAAAAAUCCUCGAAAGUGAUGUUGGAACAGAAUUACCACUUACGUCUGGAGGGAUAUUCCCAGAUUUAGAUGCUACCCAGAUUCGAAUAUUGGUAUUUAAAGACUGUGACCGGAAAGGAAAGACCCUACUGUAUGACUCUAAGAUUGCUAAGCAGAUACAGGAAGAAAGAACACAGGAUGCAGCCCAAGGCAAACAGCAGGACAAAACAAACAGCAAAGCUGCUACAAGAAAACCAGACCACAACCAUGGAAGUUAUAGUACUCCCCCAGUCAAAAAGAAACUGCAUCGGCGAUCAAGUAGUGACUCUACAUUGUUGGGAGAAAUGAUAUUUGGAUCAGUAGCUAUGACAUAUAAGGGAUCAACAGUCAAAGUUCAUCUCAUAAGAUCACCUCAUCAGCUGUUGAUGACCAAAGUAUUCUCUCUUCGUCCUCGUAUGUCUGUAUCAAGUAACUGCAGUGAUAAUACAGAUAGUUUCAUGAGCAGUGCAAGUCAAAUUGACUCGAUCUUAGAAGAUGGCAGUCGGAUUGAGAGUGACUGUGUUUCAUUGUCAUCACAAAGCAACAGUCCAAAAGAUUCCCAUCUAGUCCAGGAGAAUUCUUCCACUCCUGUACCUGUGCCUCAAUUAACACCAACAGUUAAUAUUGAACCUGAAGAUGAUAGUGGAUUUACUGCAUCACUGGACAGCUUAUGUUGCCAUGGUAGUGUCACAUCCUUGUUUACCCCUGCAUCAUCUCCAUGUGGUAGUUUCCAAAGAAGGUUACAUCGUAGUCAGAUCACAAGUAUUGAUAGCAGAUUCAACAAGAAACAGGAAGAAUCUUCAGAAGAGCCUAAUUCCCCAAUUCUUAGACGUCGACCUAAAAUUGGUAUCGGAAUUCUUUUCCCCCUGAGUGACAGUGAUGAACAAAGCAGUGCUCUUCAAAGAUUUUUCUUUGCACAUUUCCCUCUGUUUAACUCACAUGUGCAUCGGCUGAGGUUGGCAGUUGAGAGAGCUUGCCAUUCUAGAAACUCUUUUGCAAUGCAAGUUACAGAGGCAUUUAAUAGAUUUUGUGAGGAGAUUAGCAACUUUCUCAAGACUCCAAGACUCAAGCAACCAGUGUGGCUUAACAUGAUGACGUUUCCAGAUCAUAGAGGGGAUUUGUGUGAAAAAUUUAUGGAACAGCUGACAGGAUGUCUAAACCUGUAUAACAACAGAGAAACAAAUUUUUUUCUCACAGCAGUAUUGUCUGCUGUCCUCACUCAUCAUCUGGCUUGGGUGCCUACUGUUAUGCCUGCUGGGGCAGCUCCAAGCAGAGCAUACUUAGACAAACAUUCUUCCAAAACACUUGACCUUUUGGCACAGUCACAUCCUUAUAAUCCACUGUGGGCACAAUUAAGCGAUCUUUAUGGUGCAAUAGGUUACCCAUUAAAACUAGCAAGAACUGUUGUUGUAGGGAAAAAUGCCAAACUUGUUGGUCAAGUGCUUCAAAUUCUCAGUUACUUCAUUCGAUGUACAGAAGUCUUUGAACAUACUCCAGAAAGAGUAGACUUACCAGAGCAUGAUUUUUCUCAUUCAGAUUUCACAGAAGUAGAAAACUGUUGUCUUUGUAGGCAAAAUGAAGAUGAACCCUGUCAUAAGCACAGUAUUUGCAAUCCAUGUAUUGAGAAAAGUGGACUAUCAAUUUGUUCAAAUUGUCAAAAAUUGAUACCAAAGGAAUUAGAUGAAAAUAUAUCCUUGCAAUCUUCCCAGCUGUCAAGAACAUUAUUACAAGGUCUUCCAUGCUGUUCAGAUUGUGGACUGUUGCAAAGAAAUGAAAACAUUGAAGAAAUAUUUCGUGUAAAUAGUAUGUCGGGCACAUGUGGGACAUGUCUGCCAAAAUGGACAUCAGCUAAGGGACUUCAGCAUUUUCUAGAUGAUUUAAGUUAUUUGGAGCGAAGUGAGACAUUCAAAUGCUAUUGUUGUGAGAAGAAAGAAAAGACAGAAGAAAGUACCUCAACCUUUAAGUGUUAUUGUACUGGUGAUUCUAGAUGUAGUCUUUGUUCUACUACGAAAAAUGGCUUGAAUACAAACUUGCAAAAAAGUAUUGAACUUGAUAUCAUAUUCCUGCAGCUUUUACUUCAUGACCAGUUUUGCUCUAAACUAGAAUGCAAAUGUUUUACACCAAAGGACAAUACAAGUUGCUUGGAAAUGGACUUAGAGCAGGACAGCUCAGAACAAAAUGAUGUUGAAUCCAAUGAUUCGUCUGCUCGCAGUGGUUCUCUAGAUUCAGGUUUUCAUCCAGGGACACCGUCAUGUAGCACCAAAAGUAAAAUGGAGCUAGAAGAAUAUUUGAGUCUAGAUACACUAGAAGAUGAAGAUGAGUUUGGUCCAGAAGAACUACCACUACCAGGACUUGUAGAUGGAUCAAGUAAAGAUGGUGAUCACAGAAAACCAGAUGAAUGGAGAAAGUCAAACAACUUUGGUCGUUCACUUUUUGCAGGGGUUGGUGAAACAUAUCAUCCAGACUUUGUCCUUCAGGGUGUCACUUGUAACAAGCAAGAAAUCCUACCCAGUCUGUCAAAUGACUUGUGCAUGGCAUUACAGCAUUCUGUUGUCGAUGAUGCCCUUAAUGAUGCUGUAUGUAUUGUUGCUGACACUGACAAUUGGACCUGUGAACUGAUAUCAGCAAAGAAAGGAAAACUCAGAUCAAGUGAAUCAACUCAAGUGCAAACAAUUGAUGGAUCUAACCUAGUGCUAACUAUGCUAACAUCAGUUAGUGGAAUGUGGGAUGUUAAAAUGCCUGCUGAAUUUUGUCUAAUGCAUCUUGAAGACAGAUUGAAAGAGAUCUAUCUGAAGAGCAGGGUAAUAGCAGAGUGGCUUUGGAAUCGUAAGAAAUCAAUCAGUCAAUAUGAGCUGGCUCAUACCCUAGAGAUUGAUGACAGUGACAUCGUGCUGCUGCUGGCAGUAGCUAGUGCUCAUUCACCUCAAGGAAUCACUUACAUUAGGUAGUAAUUUAUAAAAGAAAGAAAGAAAAUAUGAGAAUAAUAAUUUAUAAAAUAAAGACAAAGAAUAUUAAUGGGAGACAGCUUAUUCACAAGGAUAUUUUGUUAACACUGACAAACAGGAAGUUUCAAUAUUAAUUUUAAAAAUUGCUAACAGUGUUACUGGGCAACAUGCAAAACUAUGACCACAUCUAAUGUAUUCAAAUACUUUUAUGAAUGUACAGGCUUUUUGCUGCCAAACAAGCGUUUGGACACUUUAUUUGGUAAAACUAGCCAGCUUUGCAUAGAAAUGUGUUAGUUUAACGUACAGAACCCAUGCAAAAGUAUGUCAUACUUUUGCAAAUGUGCCCUAACACUAUAAAAUGUUCUUUGAACUUAAGCUUCUAUUUGCACAUGAAGGGAAAUGCUGGUCAUAUAUUUUCGAUAAUUUUUCAAAUUAUUAGCUCAUAAUAGAGUGCAAACAAUAUAAUGAUUCGUGAAACUUUAGUAAUACUAAAUAGCACAAUUUCAUGCAAAUUCCAUUGUUUUCUAUUGUUUAUUUAGCACUAUUUUGUACUAUUUAGUAAUUAGUGUUUCAUGGAUUAAUUGUUUGCACUCUACCAGCAAGGGAUGGGGUUUAAACAGCAGCCAUGUUAAAGGGCAGGAAUAAUGCAAAGUUUUUUUAUGAAAAGAAAUUUCAUUUUCCAUUGGAGGUAACUAUCAUUUUGCCCUAUAAAAUGCAUAAAAACACACUGUAGGUAGUAACUACUAUGUAAAAUUCUCCAAGUUAUUUUCAUUGGAAUCUGAUAAUCAAGGUCUUAAUUCUAGGCCGAUGUACCAUAAGUCCUCUAUUCACACCCCCUGUGGGGCUUAUUUAUUUCAGACAUGUUUGAGGUGGGGGGGGGGGGGGGGUGAGGUGGAAAUUUUUGAAGGGAGGUUUACAAAUUUAGCAAAACAUAGAAACCAUGAAACAAAGUGUACUAAUAUUACCCUUUUUCAUAAUGACGUCAUAUCAAAUCAAACUAUUGAGUUUAACACUAGGGAUCAUGGUCGCUGGAGGGGGAUGGAAUGACAACAACACAUCUUAAAUCAUUUGGUUUAUGAGAUGGUGAAGGCACGAACAACUAAAUAUUACGCUAAAUAUCUCGAAAGAAAAGUAUUAAGCUUAAAUUUAGCGUAAAUUUAUAUCAUUUUAGUCAAUGUAAACAAACCGUGUGAUGUCAUUAUGAAAUAGGGCAAUUCAAGAGUAAAAGUCAUAUGAGGUAAUGUUAACUCCACUCUCGACUCUGCAGUGAGGAAACCUUUUUUUUAAUAAAGAUCAUUCAAGCAAGGCUAUAAGGUUGAUUCAAUGCAUUACUAGUCAUUUGCAACUCAUCUACAUGUAGCUGUAAUAACAGAUAUUGAUCUUAAUUUCCAAGAUGUGAAUAAAUCACAGUAGUUUAAUCAGUGCACAAGCAGUGUUAUGAUUAUUACUUUAAGGGGAGGGGUACUUAUAAGAGAAGGGGGCUAAAUAGAGGAGUUAUGGUAUGUCUUUCUUAAUGAAUUUAUCUGUAAAUUAAUAUAUAUAUAUAGAUUGGAGGUUGUAAUAUAUUUUAAGCUCACUUGAAUUCAUUGCUCUGAAAAGUUUAUCAAUAAAUCAAAAAUAUUGCCUGCA
Messenger RNA from Actinia tenebrosa (Australian red waratah sea anemone), 4717 nucleotides. RefSeq names its product folliculin-interacting protein 1. NCBI's taxonomy places the organism in Eukaryota, Metazoa, Cnidaria, Anthozoa, Actiniaria, Actiniidae. Gene Ontology annotation, cellular component: cytoplasm. The record is from RefSeq and is a predicted model, not a curated record. Gene Ontology annotation, molecular function: protein-folding chaperone binding; ATPase inhibitor activity.